This is a messenger RNA of Neurospora crassa OR74A, 1359 nucleotides long. Its product is annotated as acyl-protein thioesterase 1. Gene Ontology annotation, molecular function: palmitoyl-(protein) hydrolase activity; carboxylic ester hydrolase activity. Gene Ontology annotation, cellular component: cytoplasm. The transcript is spliced from 3 exons. The coding region runs from base 316 to 1053 and encodes 245 amino acids. Gene Ontology annotation, biological process: protein depalmitoylation. Lineage: Eukaryota; Fungi; Ascomycota; Sordariomycetes; Sordariales; Sordariaceae. The record is from RefSeq and is a predicted model, not a curated record.
CAUGCUUGGGGUCCAUUCCAUGGGCUACCAGGUUUCCUCUAGGGUUAUACGUGGGAACCAGACUUUUCUCCGGCUUACCCCACCAUCCGUAUUUUGCGGGAGGCCCCGCUUCGCCGGGUUUCCACCAUCCCCGCCACUAACGGCUCCGAGAUCCGUUCCUCGAAGCUCCCCCGCUCCAACAGCAAAGACCCCGGUUAAGCAUCGGCCCCACGUGUGAACUUCGGACGGCGCUAGUCAACCACAACGCCAUCGCUGCUCCGGGAAACAGCUUCUUGUUGGACUGACUUUCAACACAUACAAUCAUCACACACAAAAAUGGCCUCCCUUGCCCGCCGUCCUCCUCUCCUCGUCCCAGCUGUGGCCCGGCACACGGCCACCGUCAUCUUCAUCCACGGCCUUGGCGACACUGGCCAUGGCUGGGCUUCGGCCGUUGAGCAAUGGCGUCGCCGCCAACGCCUUGAUGAGGUCAAGUUCAUCUUGCCCCAUGCGCCUUCGAUUCCCAUCACUGCCAACUGGGGCAUGAAGAUGCCUGGUUGGUAUGACAUUUUCGCCAUCGAUGGCAGCGCCGAAGCUCUCCGCCGCAACGAGGAUGAGGCCGGCAUCCUAACCAGCCAAGCUUACUUCCACGAUCUGAUCCAGAAGGAGAUCGACUCGGGCAUCCCGGCCGACCGCAUCGUCAUCGGCGGCUUCAGCCAGGGCGGCGCCAUGGGCCUGUUCAGCGGCCUCACUGCCAAAUGCAAGCUGGCCGGCAUUAUCGCCUUGUCCUCGUAUCUCCUCCUCAGCCUCAAGUUCGCCGAGCUCGUGCCCAAGCCCGAGUUCAACAAGGAGACGCCCAUCUUCAUGGCCCAUGGCGAUGCGGAUCCGGUUGUCAACUAUAAGUUGGGCACGAUGACCCGUGACUUGCUCAAGGAGAUGGGGUACAAUGUCAAGUUCACGACGUAUCCGGGUAUGGGUCACUCUGCCUGCCUGGAGGAGUUGGAUGCGAUCGAGGAUUUCUUGACCGAGAGACUGCCCAAGGUGGCUGACAAGUCGGAGCAGAAGUCCGAGCUAUAGGUCCAGUCUUUUAUGGUGAAUAUGCUAGCGUUACUUGCUUCAAAUACAGCCUUGCUUGUUCUUUUGUCGGAUAUCCCCAUACAUAGGUAAUACUCUGAUACCGCCUGGGUACAUGGAGGUAUUUUGGAUUCAGACGUUUUGCCCGCUUGUGUGUGUUUGUGCUGUUGGACAUCUGAUCGUUGUCUCGUUGCAUGCUUUUAGGCAUCAGGAAGUACAGGGGGGGGUGUUGGAGUGUUUAGUGUAGUGUACAUGUCAUGAACUCACGACUCCCAACAGGUACACUACUAUCUAUCAUUCGUCAAUCGG